AUGCCACCCAGCCCUGACAAGCAGCACUCACCUACAGGCCAUACGCCAGGUAUAGCUUCCCAGCCAUCAAGACCAUAUCCACGCGCCCCUCGAGUUUAUCACGAAUCACAUAUUCGCAUUACCCGUGAUAUGGUCUUUGAUCGCAUCUAUUUCCUCCUCGCAGACAACUUACCCACACGGUGGAUUCAAAAUCGUGAAGCUCUGGUUCAUCUUGCUAAGAGCAUGGCCAACGUUGUCAUUCGCAGUGGUCAAUAUGGUGACUUUGGUCCACACGGCCUUUCUUCACUCACACAAAUUUCCGUUUACAUCGGGCACGAAGGCAUAUAUCAUUACAUGUGUCUAGCGGUACAUCCGAGUUAUGGCGAUGUUCGAGUCAUUUUUAGGGGUGAUCUAUGUGAGCGUGAAGGCCAAGAUCCGAUCAUCCAUCAUGAAGCGAUGGCGCUGUGCAGGACAGGUUUCGACAGGGCAGCUGACAGAUUACAUGCGGAUAUUAUCUCACGGAUUCCUUGGAAUCGUUCUGCUAAUUAG
Molecule: messenger RNA, 528 nt
Organism: Bipolaris zeicola 26-R-13
Lineage: Eukaryota; Fungi; Ascomycota; Dothideomycetes; Pleosporales; Pleosporaceae
Exons: 2
Coding region: 1-528 (175 amino acids)
Source: RefSeq, a predicted model, not a curated record